AUGAUUGAUGUUGCCUGUUGUGUUACUCUUCUCGACUCGAGACUCUUCUCGUACGAUGACUCGACAAAGGAUGUGACCGUCACGGAUACGAGCAAGCUGCAGGAUCUGAUCACCAAAAUAGACGCUCCUCUGAAGGCCUCUGAUCUCGCUCAUCUACACUAUGAUGGCAAGGAUCUGCAUGUCGUUGCUCUCGCUAACUUCCCCCUGGAACCAUGUUAG
Molecule: messenger RNA, 219 nt
Organism: Perkinsus marinus ATCC 50983
Lineage: Eukaryota; Perkinsozoa; Perkinsida; Perkinsidae
Exons: 1
Coding region: 1-219 (72 amino acids)
Source: RefSeq, a predicted model, not a curated record